AUGGACCCUGGUAGAGGAUAUAAGAGCAGGCGACACGGGGAGCAGCAAUCUUACAGCGAGGUCUGGGAUGACUGUUUUGAGUCAGACCCAACCAAAGACUUCUUUGGUUGUUUGGACAAAAAUGAGAAGAUCUUUCAGGCUCGGAUGAGAGAGAUUCUUGAAAAGUACAACAAACCAUUUGAAGAUGACGUGCUUGUGGAUAUUGAAAGCCUUGCAUACAUCACUCCAAAUAAAUCACUAUUUCAGGAUUCCAAUCUGAAAGCAAGUUCCACACAAAGAAAACAUCCAGGAAGAAAGGAGCAAAAGUGUGAAGCAGCAAUAAGUGUAUGCAGCGAGACAUUCCUCUGUGAUGAAGGUGAUAUAUACCAUGCUGAUAGCACCAACAACUCUCAACUAGAAAAGGAAUCAGAGGAUGCAGUCUGCAAUGAGACAUUUAUUAUUUCUGAUGAAAACUCGAGUGAAUGCCAUUUGGAAGACCCAAGUGACUCACAGCUGGUUGAAUUUAAGGGUUCAUCUCCUUUAAAGCAUCUUUCAGAAAUGAGGCACGGGAAGACAUAUGCUGCAAAUGUGGAUAUAAUUCUCCAGGCAAAUGAAACUUCAAUCCCUAGAGCGUUUACUGUUCAGUGCACAGAAGAAAAUUCAUUUUCUUUCAAAGUCUCUCCAAUGAAAUUUCGAAGACAGACUUGUGACCAUGGCAAUACAGCAGAUAUUUCUCAGGAAUACCUCGGUACCAGAACUGCACACUGUAAUGCGUCUCCUAUAAAAGUAUCGAUUUCCUCUCAUUUAAAAAGUUUUUUUGGAAGGCACCACAGAGAUGGGUCCACAGUGGUUGACCACCAUAGUUUGAAACAAAAAGAACCAGAUGAGUAUAACUUUGGAGAUGAUGAGGAUUCGGAUUCCUCAGACCCUUUAGAUGUAAGUCUGGCUGAUUACUACCCAAGUAUGAUUGUUUGCCUCAGUCGACUCAUGGAAAUCCCUUGCAAACAGCAAGCAGCUGCAAAUAUAAUUAAACACUAUAGACGUCGCAUUUGGUGUGCUAAUAAAAACAGACCUGAUAUCAAGAAAGCCAAGAAACAAAUUUGCAUAUCCGAUAAUGCCAAACUGUUUCCCAGCUUAAAACCCAAGUCAAAGAAAACAUCCAUCACAUUCUUAACUGAAACUAAUAAACCCAUUCCUUGCCAACAUAGAGAUUUUGAGGAAUCUGGCAUUAUAGAACAUAAAGAGAGAAGAGUACACGAUGGACAUUUUCAUGCCAUGUCAAGCCAAAAAGCUACAUUUCCAGUUUCAGAACAAAUGACAAACACAAUUUUACUUUCUAAAGAAAAGUACCUCCCGGACAAGCCUCUAAAGCGAGAAUUUGAAAAUGCCUCUUUGUCACCUAAAUAUGUUCUCCCAAAAUUUGUUCCUAUGGACAACAAACUCAUAAGGAAAUCUACAUCAAACCAAUAUUCUGUGGCUUUGCUGAAUCAGAGACAACUGAAAUAUGAUGGAUUUGUGCCAAAGAUCCAGGUUUCGCCAAAUAAACUUUUGACAAAAGUGCCUCAGAGAAGUGUUCCUGUGUUAGCAAGACGGCACUCUUUUUCAACAUUCCCUGACAAGAACCGAUCCAUGUACGAUGGUGCCUUUGAAACACUAUAUAGGAAACUGCUUUCAGAGGGUUCCCAUCAGAGGUCUUUACCCCCAAAUACCCAAUAUCCAUUAUCAGAUACAGUAAAUGCUCUUAUUAAUUCACCAAUAUUAAAUAAAGGUAAAAGGCCAGCAAGUGAAGAUCUGCCUUUUUCAAAGUUCAAGAGACACCGGAGUGCAACUGAAACUUUUGUGCUUGACAAUUCAAACCCAAAAAUGUAUGCCUUACCUUCUCAAAUGAGAAUUGUUGGAUCAGAUUUAUGGCAAGGCAGUUCUCAAAGGUGGAAUCCAAAAGAACACCAUGGCCAGCCAAUUCUCUCACUAUCACGGAGUCCAGGUUCAUUAUCUACCUGUCUGUAUAGAAAAAGUCCAAAAUAUCUAGAAACCUUCAGUCUGCCAUCUUCACCUGUACAAAGGACAAGUUUGAGGAAGUUGAACUACAAUUAA
This is a messenger RNA of Xenopus laevis (African clawed frog), 2073 nucleotides long. It is a transcript of the gene hjurp, whose product is annotated as Holliday junction recognition protein. Lineage: Eukaryota; Metazoa; Chordata; Amphibia; Anura; Pipidae. The transcript is spliced from 14 exons. The record is from RefSeq and is marked provisional. The coding region runs from base 1 to 2073 and encodes 690 amino acids.